Molecule: messenger RNA, 851 nt
Organism: Triticum dicoccoides
Lineage: Eukaryota; Viridiplantae; Streptophyta; Magnoliopsida; Poales; Poaceae
Product: AT-hook motif nuclear-localized protein 23-like
Exons: 1
Coding region: 210-851 (213 amino acids)
Biological process (GO): vegetative to reproductive phase transition of meristem
Cellular component (GO): nucleus
Molecular function (GO): DNA-binding transcription factor activity; minor groove of adenine-thymine-rich DNA binding
Source: RefSeq, a predicted model, not a curated record
UGUUUUACAAAACACACAGACAGUACAGUUGGGAGCUAGUUAGGAUGUUCGAACACUUUACCAUUAAACUACUCAUCACGCAUAUUUCCCUGCUUAACAGCUUAUACUCGUACUUCUAACAACACCGACCCCGCCCUUAAAAGGCCAUCUAACCCCUGUAAUUAACCUCCACAAAGGACGUGCAGAAGCACAAAAAUAAUCUUUAUACCAUGGGCAUGGCCACCGCUGCCACCGCGACGACGGCCGCUCCGGACAAGCUCCGGCAGCCGUGCAGGCCGAGGCCGGCGGCGCAGAUUCCCUCCUCCAAGAACCGCGUGCCCAAGGCGCCCGUGGUGAUCGCGCACGAGUGCCCCAGCGCGAUGCGCGCCCACGUCCUGGAGGUGCCCGCCGGGCGCGACGUCCUGUCGUGCGUCGCGGCGUUCGCGCGGCGGGGGCGCUGCGGCGCGCUGGUGCUGGGCGCAGCCGGGCACGUCGCGGACGUCGUGCUCAGGGAGCCGGCGCUGGUGCUCCGGGGCACGACGGAGAUCCUGAGCCUGGCGGGGUGCUUCUUCCCGUCUCCCUCUGCGUCAGCCGCGGGCGUCGCGGUGUUCCUGGCCGGGCCGCGAGGCAGCGUGCUGGGCGGCGCCGUCGCGGACGGAGGGCUCGUGGCCGCCGGUCCGGUGGUGGUGAUGGUGGCCACGUUUGUCGCGGCUGCGAUCGACCGGUUGCCGCUGGUGAAGGGGGACGAAUCCUCCAAGGCGGAGGGGAGCGACGUGCACGGCGUGGCCGGACAGUGGCGGUUCGGCGGCCAGCCGCUGCAGCAACAGUGCGGAUGGGCGCCGCUGUGUCGGAAGCUGGGCGCGAAGAGCUGA